AUGGCAGAAACCACAGAACAGAACGAGGGCAAACACGACGGCUCAUCUCCAGGAGCGACGGACCAAGAAAAGGAGAUGGCAUCCAGCGCUUACGACGCCUUUGUGGCGGGGAAAUACCAGGAGUCUCUGAAGCAGCUGGACACGCUGCAGGAGCAGAACAAGGACGAUUACAAAGUCCCCAUGAACCGCGCUGUGGUCGAGUUCUACAAGAGCGGACAGACCACCACUGGCAUGCUCAAACAGACACUGCUGAUGCUGAGGAACCAGAUGCCCUCUUCAGCGGAAGACGUGGACGGUCUGGACGAUGUGGAGAACUGUAUGCUCUACUACAAUCAGGCCAUCGUGCUCUACCACCUGCGGCAGUACGCGGAGGCCAUCGCCAUCGCCGAGCGUCUCUACCAGUUCCUCGAGCCCUUUGAGAAGUUCGCUCUCUCCGUGAGUUUUCUGCUGGUGGAUCUCUAUCUGCUCACUUUUCAGCCGGAGAGAGCGCUGCACCUGCUCACUGUUCUGGAGAAACACAGCGUCCAGGGAGGAGGCAAGAACGGCAAAGAGAACCACAAUUCAAAUAAAGAAGCGGCGAGUCAGAAAGCAGAGUUCGCAGCAAUGAUGGAGGCGGCAAAGUCCAAAGUGCACCAGUACAAAGUGCGAGCGUACAUCCAGAUGAAAUCGUCCAAAUCCUGCAAGCGAGAGAUCAAGUCUGUCAUGAACACGUCUGGAAAUUCCGCGCCGUCGCUCUUCCUCAAAAGCAACUUUGAAUAUUUACGAGGGAACUACAGAAAAGCCGUGAAGCUCCUGAACAGCUCCAACAUCGCGGAGCAUCCUGGGCCUCUGAAGACAGGUGAAUGUGUGCGCUGUAUGUUCUGGAACAACCUGGGCUGCAUCCACUUUGCGAUGGGGAAACACAACCUGGGAAUCUUCUACUUCAAGAAGGCGCUGCAGGAGAACGACCACACUUGUGCGCAGCUGGGGGACGGCGGCAGCGGCCCGGCUAAGAAGUAUGCGGGGAUCCCCAUGUGCGCGCUCCUGUCCAACAAACGUUACGAGCUUCUGUAUAACUGUGGGAUCCAGCUGCUGCACAUCGGGCGGCCUCUCGCAGCGUUCGAGUGUCUGAUGGAGGCGGUGCAGGUGUAUCACUCCAACCCCCGACUGUGGCUGCGGCUGGCAGAGUGCUGCGUGUGCGCCAACAAGGGGGGCGCGGAGCAGGAGAGUAAAGGCCUCCCGUGUAAGAAGGGGAUCGUCCAGUCCAUCGUGGGUCAGGGGUACCACCGCAAGAUCAUCCUGGCCUCACAGUCUGCUCACAACUCCCCCUACAGUGAGGGUCAAUCAGCCGCGAUCCCUGUGGCCAGUAUGGAGUUCGCCGCCAUUUGCCUCCGAAACGCUUUACUGCUGCUGCCGGAGCAUCAGCAACAAGACGGCAAGACCGAGAACUGCUCCAAGAGCUCCAGCCAGUCCUGUAGCAUCGAGAGCGGCAGCGAGAACAGUGACUCCUGCAGUGGGAAAGGUCUGGACGCAGAUAAGUUCCUGUCGGCAGGUCCAUCGUCUCCGCUUCGCAAGCAGGAAGUGGAGAACCUCAGGUGUUCCAUCCUGGCCUGCAGUGCGUACGUGGCCCUGGCGUUGGGAGACAACCUCAUGGCUUUGACUCACGCCGAGAAACUGCUGCACCAGCCCAAAGUGUCGGGUUCCCUCAAGUUCCUGGGUCACCUCUACGCCGCUGAAGCCCUCAUCUCCAUGGACAGAAUCUCAGACGCCAUCUCUCACCUGAACCCAGAGAACGUGUGCGACGUGUCCAUGGGCGUGUGUUCCAGCGACCCGGACCAAGGUUCAGAGAAAGGAGAAGAACCCGGAGAGUCCUGGAAACACACCCCUCAGUCCUACCCCAGCUCUGUGGCCUGUGCCCGAGCCAUGAUGCUGUUCAACCUGGGGAGCGCGUACUGCCUCCGGAGCGAGUACGAGAAGGCCCGCAAGUGUCUGCAUCAGGCCGCGUCGAUGGUGAACACUAAAGAGAUUCCGCCUGAGGCCAUUCUGCUCGGAGUUUACCUGGAACUGCAGAACGGAAACACACAGCUCGCGUUGCAGAUCAUCAAACGGAACCAGCUCCUUCCGUCGGCUCUGCUCCGAGUCUCUCCAGAGUCCUGCAAGAAGUCUGCCCAGAACACAGCCCUGGCCUCGCCCUUCAACCAGCGCAAGUGA
Messenger RNA from Knipowitschia caucasica, 2190 nucleotides. The record is from the annotation of a GenBank genome assembly. NCBI's taxonomy places the organism in Eukaryota, Metazoa, Chordata, Actinopteri, Gobiiformes, Gobiidae.